ACGCCAUUUACACCCGUAUGUGGUCUGUGCAUAUUUUCAGCGAAAAAGUAAAGAGGUAAAUCAUAAAUACUGGUUUAGACCAAAAACUUGAUUGAUCUUUGAAAAAUGUCUGAAGGUAAAUUGCGGUUUGCGAUAGAUCGUGGUGGGACGUUCACUGACAUAUGGGCUCAAUGCCCCUCAGGCAAAGUCACUGUGAUGAAGCUAUUGUCAGAGGACCCACAAAAUUAUAGAGAUGCCCCCAGGGAGGGUAUCAGAAGGAUACUAGAACAAGAAACAGGAAGUACUGUUGCAGCAGACGAGCCAAUAGAUGUGUCCAAGAUAGAGUGGAUUCGGAUGGGAACCACUGUAGCAACCAAUGCCUUGUUAGAGAGGAAGGGAACCAGAAUGGCACUGGCUAUUACCAAAGGGUUCAAGGACCUGCUGCAUAUUGGGAAUCAAGCUAGACCAAGCAUUUUUGACUUGGAGAUCUUGAGCCCAGAUCAGUUGUAUGAGGACGUGAUUGAGAUAGAGGAAAGGCUAGUACUUCAAAAUGAUAAAUGUGAAAUUCGUAAACCCAGUCCUGUUGUUGAAGGGCAAACCAAAGAAAAGCUAGAAGUUUGGACAGUUAUUAAUGAAACAAAACUGAGGGAGGAUCUACAGAAAUUGCUCAAUAAAGGAAUCACAAGUCUGGCUGUAGUUCUUAUGCACUCUUACAUAUAUGAUGCCCAUGAGAGGAAGGUAGGCGCUAUAGCAAGGGAAAUGGGGUUCACACAGGUAUCAUUGUCGUCUGUUGUCAUGCCGAUGGUCAGGAUUGUGCCAAGGGGCUAUACAGCAUGUGCUGAUGCGUAUCUUACUCCACAUAUAAAGAAAUACAUCAAAGGCUUUGCUUCAGGAUUUAAAGGUGGUAUUGAGAACAUGAGAGUUUUGUUUAUGCAGUCUGAUGGAGGAUUGACUCCAGUUGAAUCGUUUUUAGGAUCUCGAGCAAUACUAUCAGGCCCUGCAGGAGGUGUGGUUGGCUAUGCUCUAACAACGUAUCACAAAGAGACCGACAUGCCAGUCAUUGGAUUUGAUAUGGGUGGUACAUCAACUGAUGUGAGCAGGUAUGCUGGACAAUAUGAGCAUGUGUUUGAGACAACCACUGCAGGUGUCACUAUACAGGCUCCACAGUUGGAUAUCAACACAGUGGCAGCAGGAGGAGGUUCCAUGUUGUUUUUCCGCUCAGGGAUGUUUGUUGUGGGUCCAGAAUCUGCAGGGGCCAACCCAGGACCUGUCUGUUAUAUGAAAGGGGGACCUUUGACGGUGACUGACGCCAACCUUUGUCUAAAUAGACUUUUACCACAGUACUUUCCUAAAAUAUUUGGUAAAACCCAGGAUCAGCCUCUUGAUGAUGCAGCUACCAGAAAAGCAUUUGAUAAACUUGCUAAAGAGGUGAAUGAGUUUAUGCAGAGCCAGGGAGAAAGUUCUAGUAAACAAUCAAUGACAGUUGAGGAGGUUGCUAUGGGAUUUAUCAAGGUUGCUAAUGAGACAAUGUGUCGUCCAAUCAGAGCUCUUACACAGGCCAAAGGUCAUGAUACAUCUCGCCAUAUAUUGGCAUGUUUUGGAGGUGCUGGAGGACAGCAUGCCUGUGCUAUAGCAAGAAGUUUGGGGAUGACACAGGUUUAUGUACAUAGGUAUGCUGGUAUCCUGUCAGCCUAUGGUAUGGCUCUGGCUGAUGUUGUACAUGAAUCUCAGGAACCUAGUGCUGCAAAAUACUCAAAGGAUUCUGUGAGUUAUUUAGAUGAAAGGAUCUGUCAGCUGUCUGCUCAGUGCAAACAAGAAUUGUUGAAUCAAGGUUUUAAAGAAAAUCAGAUUGAAACAGAAGCCUAUUUACAUAUGCGGUAUGAUCGUACAGACUGUGCUCUCAUGUGCUCUACUGAGAACCAUCCAGCAAAACAGGGAACCAGUCGCUAUGGUGACUUUAGAGCAGCUUUCCAAGAAAGGUAUCGCACAGAGUUUGGGUUUACCCUGCCAGACAGACCGAUCAUUGUAGAUGACAUACGUAUCCGAGGUGUGGGGAAAGCUUUAACACAGGGUGAACAUAACAUUCCAGAAGCAACUGGACCUCCUCCUGUAGAACUGGUGAGUAGCUGUUACUUUGACAGUGGUUGGCAAGACACAAAUGUAUAUAUACUGGAACACCUUGGAGCUGGACAUGUCAUUGAUGGACCUGCAAUCGUCAUGAAUGGAAACAGCACAAUACUGGUGGAACCAACCUGUCAAGCUGUAAUAACCAAGUCUGGUGACAUCAAGAUCACAAUAGGGUGUGGUAUGGUAGAGAAAGUUGGUAAAGAUUUAGAUAUGAUCCAGUUGUCUAUAUUCUCACAUAGGUUCAUGAGUAUAGCUGAACAGAUGGGCAGGGUGUUACAAAGAACUUCAAUUUCUACAAAUAUAAAGGAGAGGUUAGAUUUCUCAUGUGCUAUGUUUGGUCCAGAUGGAGGGCUGGUUGCUAAUGCUCCCCAUAUACCCGUCCACUUGGGAGCCAUGCAGGAAACUGUACAAUAUCAGAUGAAAACAUUAGGAGAUGAUAUAAAACCAGGUGAUGUGAUUCUGUCCAACCAUCCUCAGGCAGGAGGCAGUCAUCUGCCAGACCUAACAGUCAUAACACCGGUAUUUUACCCAGGUGAACCACAGCCGGUAUUUUUUGUGGCCAGCAGGGGCCAUCAUGCAGAUAUAGGGGGAAUAACUCCGGGGUCUAUGCCACCACAUUCCAAGUACCUACAUGAGGAGGGUGCUGUGUUUAAGUCUUUCAAACUGGUCAAAAGUGGAGAAUUUCAAGAGCAAGCUGUGACAGAAGAACUGAAUGCCCCCUCUCAGUAUCCAGGCAGUAGUGGAACACGUAAUCUCCAUGAUAACCUCAGUGACCUCAAGGCUCAAGUAGCAGCCAAUCAGAAAGGCAUCAGGCUUAUUAAAGGUCUUAUUGAUGAGUAUAGUCUAGAUGUUGUGCAGGCUUACAUGGCACAUAUACAGAAUAAUGCUGAAGUGGCAGUGAAGGACAUGUUAAGAGAGAUAGCGAGGAAGACUGAAUUACGUACAGGCACUACAACACUACAUGCUGUAGAUUACCUGGAUAAUGGUGCUGAAAUCAACCUCAGUGUCAUCAUUGAUGGUGCUAAGGGAACAGCAGUGUGUGACUUCUCAGGUUCAUCCUAUGAGGUAUAUGGAAAUUUGAAUGCUCCAAGGGCAGUAACUCUGUCAGCACUGAUUUACUGUCUGAGAUGUAUGGUCGGCCAUGAUGUCCCACUUAAUCAGGGCUGUUUGAAGCCGGUAUCUGUGAUAAUACCUGGGGGAAGUAUUCUAGAUCCUAGCGAGAAUGCUGCAGUGGUAGGAGGCAAUGUGCUUACCUCACAGAGAAUUGUAGAUGUUAUACUCAAAGCUUUUGGAGUGUGUGCUGCAUCACAGGGUUGUAUGAAUAACAUUACAUUUGGAGACAGUGAGUUUGGUCACUAUGAGACUGUAGCUGGAGGAGCAGGGGCUGGACCGACCUGGAAUGGGAGAAGUGGUGUUCACACUCAUAUGACAAACACACGAAUAACUGAUCCUGAAAUCUUGGAAAGAAGGUAUCCAGUAGUGCUGAAGAGAUUCCAUCUGAAUCCAAAUACCGGAGGGAGGGGGCAGUACUGUGGAGGUGAUGGAGUGAUUAGAGAGUACUUGUGGAGGAAAUCUCUCACUCUGUCUGUCCUUACUGAACGGCGAGUCUUCAGCCCAUAUGGACUUCAUGGUGGUCAUGAUGGACAAAAGGGAUUAAACCUGAUGAUCUACAAAGAUGGAAGAAUUGUGAAUGUAUGUGGGAAAACAUCUGUAGACUGCAGUGCAGGGGAUGUGUUUUUACUGCAAACACCUGGCGGGGGUGGAUAUGGGACGGUAGAUGGGCAGACAGAUGAAGAACCAGACAGAAAGAGGAGAAAAGUAGGAAAACAAACGUCUACAUUGACCAAGGUGGGGACAGGCAGCUUGUAUGACUACAAAAGGUCGCAAGAAUCUGUUUGAAAUAAAAGAUAUCAAUUUUUAGUGAUGAAAAAUAAUUGAGAAACUUUAUACUGUAAAGGGAGGAAUUGUUGCGUUAGUCUUCCUGAAAAUGAAUUCUUGCAAAAUUGCUGUAAUUUUUCUAUGUGUUUAACAAGUUGUUCAUAAUUAUUGUUGUGAAUAUUUUACCACAAAUCCAAAGUUGAUUUCAGAUAUAGCAAAGUUUUAGCCUUGCGAAAAUAUCUGAUUUUACAAUUGUUAACUAGUUAUAGAUCAAUGACAUAUCAUUAUGUUGAAAUGCUGCUGGCACAUUGUAUUUGUAAAAAUGUCUUUGUAAUAGUCCUAGCUGACUAGAUCAUAUCUUGUUUUUGCACACUAUCAUUUCUGAAUUAAUAAUUAUUUUGAUAAAUUUAUUACAGAAGUGAUUUAGUUACACCAAUACCCAGUUUUAAAAAAUGUGCAUUUAAUAUCUUUGCUCUGCUGAGAGUAAUGACAGAAAUUAUUAUAUGGGCCUUUAAGUGGCAGAGGCAAGUUUCGUACUUUUUGCCUGGAUUCCCACAGAAUUAAAUUAAUAGAUGAAUUUUGUAGGCAUUCAUCUGGUUAUUUCUGAUGAUUAAUCGUAAGGAUUCUUGCAAAAUGAGUAUUUUUGUGUAAAAUUAUUGAAUGCGUGAUUUGAAUUCCCAGACUCUGAAGCGAUGGAUGAGUGUGCUCUUUUGGUUAUUUUUAAAUAAUAAGCUGAUACUUAACUCGUUUUCAUCAUAUAAACAACGGAAUGAGCAGACUGAAAAUGACAUGCGAUGAAGCAGUAGGUAUGGGCUAAACAUUGUCUCUCCACACAACAUCGUUGCUUCUCACAAAACUAGAUUUUUAUAUAUUUUUUCUGAUAUUAUUCUCAAAGUGAUCUGCAAUAUGUCAUUAUUAAAAUACUAAGAUUCAUACACUGUUUGCAGUUUGUUUACCUUGCUUGUAGUAAUAAUUGUUGUAUCUGGCAUAUAUCCUACCUCUGUUUGAUAAAUUAUUUGAUUGAAAUAUACUUCUUAAUAUAUAUUUAUGUAAUAAGCAUAUACAUAUUUUAGGGAUCUGGUGUUGUUACUUCAUUUUAUGAAAAAUGGUGUUUUACGCAUGUUUCAGUUUGAUUAAUAUAAUCAUUUGUAAUAUAAAUGGUUUAUGUAUGGUUUCAUUUAUUAUUUAUUUCUAAUGAAGAUCUGUAUUUUAAUUCUUAUUGUUAAACAGCUGUUUAAGUCUGGUUUAUGGUUUUACAUAUAUUGAAUAUAUCACCAUUUUACAUUCUUCUUAUAUCCAAGGUUAUGUUAUAUGGCUGAUGCUACUACUAUUGAAAUAAUUCAAUAAACAGAUUAUUUAUGUGAAAAGUUUCAUUUCAGUUAUUA
This is a messenger RNA of Mercenaria mercenaria, 5369 nucleotides long. RefSeq names its product 5-oxoprolinase-like. The transcript is spliced from 34 exons. Gene Ontology annotation, biological process: glutathione metabolic process. Gene Ontology annotation, cellular component: cytosol. Lineage: Eukaryota; Metazoa; Mollusca; Bivalvia; Venerida; Veneridae. The record is from RefSeq and is a predicted model, not a curated record. Gene Ontology annotation, molecular function: 5-oxoprolinase (ATP-hydrolyzing) activity. The coding region runs from base 106 to 4005 and encodes 1299 amino acids.